This is a messenger RNA of Adineta ricciae, 225 nucleotides long. The record is from the annotation of a GenBank genome assembly. NCBI's taxonomy places the organism in Eukaryota, Metazoa, Rotifera, Eurotatoria, Adinetida, Adinetidae.
GCAAUGUAUCCAUCCAAAUGUGUUGAUCAUGGAAUUGUUCAAGUUUUGAUCGGAAUGGCUGGACAAGAUCUCGAUGGUGGAACAUAUUCAGGUGCAGCGUGGAGUUUAUACCAUGAUCAACAAUUUGGAUAUACAACAAUAUUCGCUAAUCAAACUUAUUUACAUUUCAACUAUUUUCACAAUAGUGAUGAUCAAAUUGCUGAUCAAUUUACUCUUCAAAAAUGA